Molecule: messenger RNA, 339 nt
Organism: Miscanthus lutarioriparius
Lineage: Eukaryota; Viridiplantae; Streptophyta; Magnoliopsida; Poales; Poaceae
Source: the annotation of a GenBank genome assembly
AUGACUCGUCUCCGUCCCCUUCACCUCCUCCUCCUCACCGCCGCCGCGGCGGCGUUCGCCAGCGGCGCCGACGAGGCGCACGUCUCCGUCGCGGUCGCGGAGAAGGGCCUGGCCUUCGCCAAGGACGUGCGGUCGCUGACCCCGCUCCGCCUCCCCGGGGUGGAGAAGGCCGUCCGCGUGCCCUUCCUCGGCGGCGUCCGCGUCGCCGCCUCCAACACCACGCUCUUCCACCUAGACGUCGGGGACAACUCCACUAUCUUCCCCGGGGACUCGGGCCUUCUCGUCGUCGCCUCAGUAUGCACUGGAGCUACUGCUACGAUUCGUGGUUGUUUCCCAUAG